AUGGUCAUCGAUGUGUGCACGACACACUGCGCGAUCGCAGAGGCUGCAACGCCGAUCUUGCUGCUUGCCAUUGGACUACACGGCAGUUCAGCUCUUCCGAGACUUUCUCGAGCUUGUGAUCGCAGUGUGCCCCGUUCUUCGCACAGUCAUACAGUUUUUGAAGCGCAGGGCUUCUGGCUCGACUGGCUGAUCAAAGUAAACGGCAUCGUGCGCACGAGUCGUACAGUCCGUAACGAUGCUUUACGACGGUUUUCGCAUGCGCACGUCGUCUCGAAGGUCAGGAGGCUCGCGCAAUAUUGA
Molecule: messenger RNA, 300 nt
Organism: Peniophora sp. CBMAI 1063
Lineage: Eukaryota; Fungi; Basidiomycota; Agaricomycetes; Russulales; Peniophoraceae
Source: the annotation of a GenBank genome assembly